Messenger RNA from Elaeis guineensis (African oil palm), 1767 nucleotides. RefSeq names its product beta-glucosidase 6. NCBI's taxonomy places the organism in Eukaryota, Viridiplantae, Streptophyta, Magnoliopsida, Arecales, Arecaceae. Gene Ontology annotation, molecular function: beta-glucosidase activity. The record is from RefSeq and is a predicted model, not a curated record. Gene Ontology annotation, biological process: carbohydrate metabolic process.
CUAAUCCAAGACUCUCUCUCUCUCUUUCCUUCUUUCCUUCUUUCCUUCCUCUGAAAAUUAAUAAUGUUGUUCAAAAGGAAUCUUCUGGCUAUACUUUUGGUUGUGUUUUUGAUAAAGAGGUGUUCAUCAGAUAAUGGAGGACUAAGUAGGGGGAGUUUUCCCGAGGGAUUUAUCUUUGGAACAGCUUCUUCUGCUUAUCAGUAUGAGGGAGCAGUGAAGGAGGCUGGAAGAGGACCCACAGUUUGGGAUACCUUUGCCCAUUCUUUUGGUAAGGUGAUUGAUUUCAGCAAUGCUGAUGUUGCUGUCGAUCAAUAUCACCGUUUUGUGGAAGAUGUGCAACUUAUGUCAGAUAUGGGAAUGGAUGCUUAUAGGUUCUCCAUUGCAUGGUCACGCAUUUUUCCAAAUGGUACUGGUGAAGUCAAUCAAGCAGGCAUUGACCACUACAAUAAAUUAAUUAAUGCUUUGCUAGCCAAAGGGAUUGAACCGUAUGUGACUCUUUACCAUUGGGACCUUCCACAAGCAUUGCAAGACAAAUAUAAUGGAUGGCUUGAUCGUCAAAUUAUCAAGGACUAUGCGAAUUAUGCCGAGACAUGCUUCAGGGAGUUCGGCGACAGGGUCACACACUGGAUAACUUUCAAUGAGCCUCACACAUUUGCAAUCCAAGGUUAUGAUGUUGGACUUCAAGCCCCUGGUCGCUGCUCCAUUAUUCUGCGCCUGUUUUGUCGAGCUGGGAAUUCAGCAACCGAACCGUACAUCGUCGGCCACAAUGUUCUCUUAUCUCAUGCUACUGUGGCAGACAUUUAUAGGAGAAAAUACAAGGCAACACAACAUGGAACUGUUGGGAUAGCAUUUGAUGUCAUGUGGUUUAUACCUAUGACAAAUUCAAGUGAAGAUAUUGAUGCAACACAAAGAGCGCAAGAUUUCCAAUUUGGAUGGUUUAUGGAUCCCUUAUUCUUUGGGGAUUAUCCAAGUUCAAUGAGGACAAGAGUUGGAAAUAGGCUGCCAAAGUUUUCAACUGCAGAGGCUGCUCUGGUUAAGGGGUCCUUGGAUUUUGUGGGCAUAAACCACUACACGACAUACUAUUCCAAGCACAAUUCAAGCAAUAUAAUAAAUAUACUUCUCAAUGAUACACUUGCAGAUUCUGGCGCCAUCUCUCUGCCCUUCAAGUAUGGGAAACCAAUAGGAGAUAAGGCCUCUUCCAUAUGGCUGUACAUUGUACCACAAGGAUUCAGAAGCCUAAUGAACUAUAUCAAGCAAAAAUAUGGCAAUCCACCAGUUAUUAUCACUGAAAAUGGCAUGGAUGAUCCAAAUGACCCAUUUAUCUCCAUUAAGGAUGCUUUGAAGGAUGACAAAAGGAUCAAAUACCAUCAUGACUAUCUGUCCAACUUGUCUGCUGCCAUAAGGAAAGAUGGUUGUGAUGUACGAGGAUACUUUGUCUGGUCUCUCCUUGACAACUGGGAAUGGGCUGCAGGAUACACUUCAAGAUUUGGUCUAUAUUUCGUUGACUACAAAGACAAUCUGAAGAGAUACCCUAAGAACUCUGUUCAAUGGUUCCAAAACUUGUUAAAAUCCGCCUAACCUACAGCUGAUAUCCUCCCAGUAUUACAAAUUUUGGGCAUCAUUCACUCUGUGUCCCUAUAAAUAUACUGCAUAAUAAAAAAAUUUGUUCAAGAUCAUCAAAUGUCACCUGAAACUGAAUAUUGUUAUCCAAUUUGCACAUAAAGGUAAUGUUUCCCAUAAAUAUGAUCUCAUUCUCAAAUUUGCCAA